This is a messenger RNA of Rangifer tarandus platyrhynchus (Svalbard reindeer), 951 nucleotides long. The record is from the annotation of a GenBank genome assembly. Lineage: Eukaryota; Metazoa; Chordata; Mammalia; Artiodactyla; Cervidae.
AUGUGGGGUGCCCGUGGGGACACCUGCAGCCAGAGGGAACCUCCAAGGGGUGAGUGCGCCCUCGUCCUAGCUGGCCGGCACCGCUCUCCGUGGACUGGGCCGAGUCAUCCUCUUCACAGACCCUCCGCUGCAGACAUCAGCUCGAGCCCAAGGCCGCAUCCAGGGAGCUGCAAGGCCACCUGCUGCGUGGGGGCCAUUGGAGCAGAGCCUGAGAGGCUGAACAAACAGGUGAGUCAGAAAUCACCCGAGCUGGCCCAGAAGCGCUCCCCUCUCAGUGAGCGAGUCAGGAUGGCCGAGGCCACAAGCAGAGGGCGGCUGGAGGACCGCGUUGGGCUGGAGAUGCUGCUUCCGGGAGUGGGAGAGCGCAUGCGCGCUGGGAGGGGCGGGAAGGGGCCUGGCUGCCGGACCGUCUGCGGCGUGGUCUCUGCCGGGAGCGAGGCCUGGCCGCCGGCCGCAGGAGGGGUUCUGAAACAUGGAUUUUCCUUUGAAAGGAAAGAUGCCUCGUUUUUUUUUCCCCUAAAAGCCGUCACAUGGCUCUCCAUGGCAUGGUUUGGCCCUGGCACCCACCACAAAGACAUCUGUGUGUCCUUUGGGGCUGUGUGCCAGGCACACAGACUGCCCAGACUUUCUGCCCAUCUUCCGUACGGAGGGCAAAGCCCCAGCUUCUGCCAGCCCAAGGCCACCGGAAGGCUGUCUGGGAACAGAGACAGCCUUGCUGCUGCCGCUGCAGCGGGCCCGGGCCUGGGUGUGACUUCAGGCCUCCACGGCCUCUGGCUGCCUGGCUCCCGGGGUCAGGAGGCGCUUCCUAAUCCCAUCGCUCAGGUGCAGGAGUGCACGGAGGCUCCGAGAGGGCGGGUGGUGCCCGAGGUCCCUCAGCCAGGAAGAAGUGGGACCCGAUUCAGACCAACUUCUUUCCAGCUGCUGGGGCACCGGCGUGUGUACCCGACCUGA